Molecule: messenger RNA, 441 nt
Organism: Necator americanus (New World hookworm)
Lineage: Eukaryota; Metazoa; Nematoda; Chromadorea; Rhabditida; Ancylostomatidae
Exons: 2
Coding region: 1-441 (146 amino acids)
Source: RefSeq, a predicted model, not a curated record
AUGCUCCUUGACCCUAAUACACAAUGGGCGUCCCGUUUCCCCUAUAUAAUCGUCACCGCACAAGCACGGUAUCCCUCUCGAAGACCCAACGUAGUGGAUGGCCCAGAGAAGAUCCCUUUCUGUUUACCUUAUAUAUCUGAUGAUAUGAGCAGAGCAGUACGGGGCUGUCUACGAAAAGCGGGUCUAAGGAAUGACGUGAGGGUUGUGGAAAUACCUCCAGCAAACCUCAAGGAGAAGCUAGUACGUAACCGUGUGUAUGAUCGACUCUGCACAACUCCCAGCUGCGUGGUUUGCCCUUAUGGCAGAGAGGGUGAUUGCAUGAUAUCGGGAGUGGUGUAUCGUAUCACGUGCAGGUUGUGCGGUGACGAUUAUAUAGGGGAAACGGGACGCCCAAAGGGCUCUGACGAAGGCGAUACCGCCGAAACGUUAGCCGCUGUUUAA